Molecule: messenger RNA, 2045 nt
Organism: Andrographis paniculata
Lineage: Eukaryota; Viridiplantae; Streptophyta; Magnoliopsida; Lamiales; Acanthaceae
Product: protein HESO1-like
Exons: 10
Coding region: 191-1714 (507 amino acids)
Biological process (GO): RNA 3'-end processing
Molecular function (GO): nucleotidyltransferase activity
Source: RefSeq, a predicted model, not a curated record
CUAGAAAUGUAAAGUCGCCAUAAAUAUUGGUUAAUUAGUGGUGCGAUGCAGCUUGGCAGCUCGUCUCGUCUUCCUCCCACAAAUCCCUAGAGCGUAUUCCCUUUGCUGCUCAAGCUUCCAUGGACGACGGUCUGAGGACAACUUCACCACAACUUACAACAAUGGUUCGCGGUUGAAAGUGGAUUAGGGCAUGGCGUAUCACAGAAAGGUUCUGCAGAAGAAAGCAGAAAAGUUUGAACUGAAGAAGUUGCAAGAUGCUAAAGUAGCUAAGGAGCAACUGUCUGCUCUUGAGCCCCUGCUUCUAGAGGUUUAUGACAGUUGGCGUCCGAAACCGUCUGAUUACCAGGCUCGAAAAGAUUUAGUUUGUGUCUUUAAUGAGAUUGCACAACAAAUUUAUGGGAACUCGAAAGAUAUUCCAAUUGUUGUGGAGUUUGGUUCGUUUGUUAUGGAUCUUUUCAGCCUCACCAGUGACCUUGAUUUAUCUGUAAAUUUUCAAUCCGGUGAUGGUACUUUUUCUCGUCAGAAGAAGAUCCAAACCUUGAGAAAGUUUGCAAGAAAGUUAUAUGCCAUACAAAUUAAAGGUCAUGUUUCUAGGGUUCUUCCAGUUACAUCAGCUAAGGUGCCUAUUCUAAAAUGUGUGGACUGUGGAACUGGAGUUGAGUGUGAUUUAUCAGUUGAAAAUAGGGAUGGGAUAUUGAAGUCCGAGAUUAUUCGCAUCAUCUUAUCCACUGAACAAAGGUUUCACAAGCUAAGCUUUUUGAUGAAAACUUGGGCAAGAGCACACAACAUCAACAGUUCGAAAGACAAAACCUUGAAUUCUCUUUCCAUAAUCUUGUUGGUUGCUUUUCAUUUGCAGACUCGAAAACCUCCAAUUCUUCCUCCAUUUUCUGCCAUAUUUGAAGACGGUAUGGAUCCUGCAAAACUUGAGAAAUCAAUCUCCAAGUUCGCGAACUACGGGAAAAGAAACAAAGAAUCUUUGGCCGAGCUCUUUGCCACUCUACUAAUCAAACUGUCAUCGGUCGAGAAACUUUGGCCGAAAGGUCUCUGUGCGAGCACACUCACCGCAAGCUGGACAUCCAAAACAUGGGACUCUAAAGUCGCCUGCAUCAGCGUUCAGGAUUUUACCGAUCCGACCCAAAAUGUCGCGAGGGCGGUGGGACAGGUGGAAGUGAAACAGAUAUACAAGUGCAUUGAGACGUCCCUCCGGCACGUCGUCGCCUUCAUGGCUGGGCAGAUCGAAGCCGUUAGGCUUAAGGAGCUUUUGUUCAAACCAGACGGGUACGGCGCUGCAUCGGUUCCUCGAGGCGUACAUUAUCGUCGACAAGGGAACAAGUCGGGAAGACGGCCUUCCGGGAAAAGGACCCGGAAUUACGACUCGGAUGCGUUUCCGCGCGGCCGGGGGCGACUCGGGCGGCAGCAGGAUUCGAUCCCGAUGAAGAAAAUGCGAGUGGGUGAAGCGCGGGAUGGGACGGCUGCAAGUGGCUGGGACGUGGCUGAGCCGCCGGCUAGCUCCACUGCUGCCGCCAGGUGGGGGAGCCCGGUGGGGGCGGACGCGGCCAUUGCUGGUGGUUCGACUGAUCGAGUGGAUACUGAACUGCAGGAGGUUGCCGGAAUAACUUUGAAAGAAGGCGGCUGCGGUGGCGGCGGUGGUGGUGGUGGUGGGUGGGAAAGAGGUUGGGGAGGUGGAACAUGGAAGAAUAGGAAUGCAUGGUAAAUUGGCAAUCAUCUGAAGAAACUUGGAUUAACGUUUGUUUGUUUGUCUCUGUUAUAAGGAGUUGUGGUAGAAGCAGUUGGGAUGCACAUAGACCCACCCGACCCGACCCGAUUUGAUGAGCCAAGACUCUCCUAAAAUGCACAUUUUUAGUGACCCGUGACUACUGGGGCGGGUAGCGGGUUUUUAGAGGAAAUCGACUUCAACCCGAUCCAUCUGUUUAUAUAAAGAAGUCAUCUAUUGCUUUAUGGCUUAGGCUCCGUGCAGACAAAUGAUUUUUUUGAAAUUUUUGGAGUUCUAUAAGUUUGAAAAAAGUAACAAAUUAAUAUUUGAA